CUCCUUUAACCUAUUGAACUGACCUGGAAGAGCUCUCCUUCACGAUCAAGAUGCCAAAAAAUACGUUCGCGUCCUGGAACAGCUGGCCUUUUAUGAUAACAACACAACCGACGAUACCUGCGACAAUUCUCCAUUCAACCCAGCAGCAAUCCCCUCUUUUUCGACUUCCCCGUGAGCUCCGCGAUUUGGUAUAUCAAUAUUACGUUGCUGAGCGAGAGGGUUACUUUUACGAUGCCCGAACUCGGACCAUAUCAUCUCAGUCUGGAUUUACCAUACGCCUCAGUUUGCCUGCCACUUGCAAAAUUGCAGCCAAAGAGUUGAGGGGCAUUGCCUUUCAAAAUAACACGAUAAACUUCAAAACACUGUGCUCAACAGAUGAUGGGGGUCAGCACCUUGGGUUGCGGUCCAGGGCUGGAAGACUAAAGUGCCUGCUCUUGUAUACGCAGAUACAAAGGAUUCGCAUGGUCAUCUCCGUCGCGAGGCUGCUCAAAGCAGAGGAUCUCGCUCACAUUCAUGAGAAUUAUCCCGCCCACAGCCACUGGUUCGACUUUCCGUUACAACAUGCUAUUGAGCAGCAGAGCGAUCACUUGUCUGGCAAUUGUACACCCUAUGAUAGACAUGAAGUCAUCGGGGACGACGAGUUCGAUAAUGUACUCCAGUAUGCUCUGGAACUUGCGAAAGCACGAGAUCCAUCAGAAUUUGCUGCCAGAAUGUCAAAUCUAUAUGGAGUCGGUCACUCUCCCCUGCAAAAGGGUCUUGGUGGCGCAUGGAGGACUCUUUUUGAAGAAGGUGCUUUCGCGGCAUGCUAUACUUGGAGGCCUGCUACGUGGUCUAUCCCCGACGAACGUGAGCUAGAGUCGAUGGAGACACUGCUGACUCGACCCUGGACACUGGACGAACAACUCGCUGUGACGACUCCUCGUGAUGUUUUCCAGGACCUUGAUGCUCACAAAUGGGCCCAAGAAACCAAAUGGUUCUUCUCCGCUGCAGCUGUGGCUAUCGAUUUCUUACGUAGAUUAUCAUUCAGAACACGGCAACACAUGCGCAAAAUCACGCUUCACGAGGAUUUCAAAGCUGUAUCACGCCCAGAGUGUCAUGCUGAAGGCUUGAUACCAUUCUGCUCCGAAAAUCCACGCCUUCGCAUCGAACGACGAAUUGGCUUCCUCAGCAACCUGCUACCGCUGGCCAACCACCAUCUUGACCGCAGGAGUGAGGAUGAGAUAUGGAACUUUAUCUUCGGUGGUGAAUGCCUAGAGGCAUUCGUAGGAUGGGUCGAGGAGGUCUGGAAGCUGCGUGCUCGUGGUAUGCCCACACAAUGCUUUGUGCUCGUCAUCGAUGGUACGACGAGCCCACGGGAAUCAUCAGAAGCGUGGGAGUUUGUGAAAUAUGCGGCGGCCAUGCAAGAGGGUAUGCUCGAGUACUGCCAGCGGCGAAAUAUCUCCCCAAAUCCGAGGGAGCAGGAUCGAGAGAUUACCUUUCGGAGUUAUCCCUUACCAUGGCAUCUUCCUGCACGCUUCUCACAGACAGUUCGGGCUAUGAUUAACGGCACAGGAUGCAUUCACUUCACAGGGGAUACUGGUGAGGCCUGGGAUGGCAAGGCGUUCAUCGAGGCGCGUAAGGAUUGGACUGUAGAAGAAUGGAGGAAGGAAUGGAAGAAGCAGGUCCUUGACAAAUGUAUUACUACGCCGUUUUGUGGGAUAGUGCGACAGCGGUAUAGCCACCCCUCUUGAAGCCACUCUGUAAGAGCUCGCACUCGUCAGAGCUAGGUGGCCUAAGUAGAUAGUAUGGUUUAGGUGUCUAACAGCCGAAAGAUUUAUGAUCAAUCAUGAAUGCAUC
Messenger RNA from Cucurbitaria berberidis CBS 394.84, 1836 nucleotides. RefSeq lists its product as uncharacterized. NCBI's taxonomy places the organism in Eukaryota, Fungi, Ascomycota, Dothideomycetes, Pleosporales, Cucurbitariaceae. The transcript is spliced from 3 exons. The record is from RefSeq and is a predicted model, not a curated record. The coding region runs from base 51 to 1730 and encodes 559 amino acids.